GAGAAAGAAACACACGUCAAUGCCGGACAAACCGGGCGGUGUCGGAAUAGUCGGAGUAGUGGGGCUCAGAACCCGGUGCAGUUGGCAGCUCUGACCUGACGCCAGCCGCUUUCAGCUUCAGUGCAAGGCAGGCCAUCUUUUCCCGGCCAUCUUCCGUCGAACGUUUCGUCAGCGUGGUUGUGUCCGGACCGGUGUGUGCAGAGAGAAGCGUCGUUUCGAGUUUAUUCAUCGUCUUCGUCGUUGUCGUGCAGCAGUCGUGAUCGUCGUCGUCGUCGUUCAGGAUUUAUGCAAAGUCGUAGUCGCCGUCAGCGUGGAAAUUACAAAGGAUCGCAGAGCUUGUCAACAUGAGUACGGACAGCAUCGAGAAGUUGUAUAAAAAUUUCGGCGUGCUCGCCGACGCCAAAGACAAGCUAUCGGAGCAUGAAGCAGAGUACUUAGAAAUUUUGAAGGCAGUCAAAGGCACUCCAAAAGAAAAGAGACUGGCCUCCCAAUUCAUUGCUAGAUUUUUCAAGCAUUUUCCCAAAUUGGCAGAUAAAGCUAUUGAUGCACAUUUAGAUUUAUGCGAGGAUGAAGAUAUGUCUAUUCGCAAACAAGCCAUUAAGGAUUUACCAACUUUAUGUAAAGACAGCAAAGAACAUACCGCCAGAAUUGCAGACAUAUUAGCGCAAUUAUUACUUGCUCCAGAUUCUUCAGAAUUAGAUGUUGUUCACAACAGUAUUAUGACUUUGAUAAAGAAUGAUCCAAAAGGAGCCAUAAAUGGAUUCUUUGUUCAAAUUCUCAAUGGUGAGGAUGGUAUUAGAGAACGCUGUAUAAAGUUUUUGGGCUCCAAACUCAAAACAUUAGGUCGUGACAUAAUAACCAAAGAGCCAGAAGAUGUUCUCAUAGCAGAAUGCAAAAAAGUUCUUCAAGAUGUUACUGCUGAGGAGUUUCACAGUAUAAUGGAAAUUCUCGCAUGGACUAGGCUUGGAUCUACUGUUAAUGGACAGCAAGAAUUGGUAGACAUAGCUGUUGAGCAGGCAGAACUUUCUGUGCCCUUCAAACAUACUAAUUUGGAACAAUGCAGUAGGCUCAUUCAAUGUAUCAAACAUGCUCUUCCAUACUUUAGUUCUCAAGUCAAUUCAUCCAAAUUUGUUUCGUAUAUUUGUAUGCAAGUUUUGCCUCAUUUAUCUUUGAUAACGUCACCUGAUGGAAGAGAUGUGCAACUAGAACUUCUUAAGCUACUUGCUGAAUUAGCUGAAUAUUGCGGUAAAAUUGAGAAACCAGAAGAAAAAGUACAACAGCUUUAUAAUGCUUUGAUUACGUUUAUGCCACUUCCUCCUGACACAGAGAUCACUGAGGUUCCAAAACUCCAGUUUAGUCAUGUUGAGUGUUUGAUAUUUGCUUUCCAUAAAUUGUGUAAACAAACGCCGGAAUUUCUUAUCAAAGAUCCAGAACAAUUGAAGGAAUUUAGAUUGAGGCUACAAUAUUUUGCUCGUGGAAUUCAAGGGUAUAUCAAGAAAUUGAGGGAAGUUAUUAAUGGAAAGAGUGAGGAAGAAUUGAAAACGGAGGAAAAUCAAUUGAAAGUCAUAGCAUUAAAAACAACCAAUAAUAUCAACACACUUAUUAAGGAUCUAUUUCAUUCACCACCAAGCUUCAAAAGUGUCAUUCACCUUUCGUGGAAAACAAUCAUUACUAAAGAGAAAAAGGACGAAAAAGUUACCACCGGAAUUAAAAGGCACACGCCCAUAACAUUUGGAAAUGGAAAUAGUAACAGUGCAGCCCCUCCAGCUAAAAAACAGAAGGAAGACGUACCAAGAAACAAUAAGCAAUUGUACACUCCUCCAAGUGGAAAAUAUAGUUCAAACAUUUCGUCAAAUUAUGGAAAUCGUGGCCGAUUCCAUAAUAACCGAUACAACAAAACUAGUGGACGAGGAGGAUUCAGACCACGUGGGCGUGGUGGUAACUGGAGGAAGAAUACGUACUAAUUUUCUUCGAUUAUUUGUUUUGGUUGUCGAUCAAAGCCGGAUGUCAGUUUUCAAACAGAGCCGAAAGAACUUAUAGUUAGAAAAGCGAAAAUAAUUCUUUUCAUAUUAAAGAUAAAAGAUAAUCGAAAUGUUGCAAAAAAAGAUUUUGUACUGAUAAACGAUAUAGCAUAAAUCGUAUGUGAAAGCGAUUUAUUUAAGCUUCUGAAUUCUCAAAUAAUGAUUCAAAUGAGUUAGCGUUCAUAUAAAGUAUGAAAGUGAUACAAUUAGCAAAGAUAAAUUCCAGUCACAAAAGCGAUUAAUUUUUGUAAGUGCAUAAUUCAUGUUUUUAUUGUGCUGAGUGCAACAAGAACGGAAUAAUUUUGCAAGUGCGCUGUCAGGUGUAUUGAGAUAUUGGCAUGGUAUUUGAGAAUGGAACUGUCCAAUACAAACCAUUUUACUUCGAUUAAUUUUUGACGAAAAGUAAAACGCGAUCGAAAAGCGCAGAGGAAUGAUUGAUUCCUAAUAUAAAUGUGUGAAAACAAAUUAAGUACAGUAGUGCUCCGAUACAAAAAAAAAAAAAAAUUUAGACUCGAAAUUAACUGUGCAUCCUAAACAAUAAUAGAAGAAGUCAAGAUAUAGGCGAACACAAAUGACAGAAUUGUACCGUUGCAAAUCAAGCGAUUCGAAUGGCGUUUCUUACGGCUCUUUGCGUAACGUGUUUCCAAAUUUCCUAUCCAAUUUAUGAUAUCUUUAAAAUCCUCUUUCCUUGCUGUAUAAUUUUUUAUUUAUGCAUAUUUUCAAUUGAUUAAUCAUAGUAUGUUAACAGACGCAGAACCAUACCGCAGAUGCAGAUUUCUGAGGCGCAAUUUCGCCUUAAAGUCUAAAUUGAGUUAUUUGAAAUCAAAGAAAUGAAAAAUCUGACAAAAACAUUAUUUAAUUUUUUUAUAUAUUUUUUUAUUUAAUUUAAUUACUCGUUGUUUUUUUAUAAUUAUAAUCAAAUUAGAUUGGUCAGUAGUUUCUUUGAUUACACAUGAUGAUUUACUUUUUAAAGAUGAUUUUUUUCUGGAUGAAGUUUUCUGAAAAAUCGCAGAUAACAUGGAUAAUGAAAACUAGUCCAGAUAAUUAUUUUCAGAUCGAGAUCAGUGGCUGUUCAAUGGAUUGGAACGUCAAAAAGGAGCAGUAGUUAAUACUUUAGUUUUAUUCUUUUUCAGAUAAAGCUGAAGCAGCCGUGGUUCGUGAAUUUUUGCGAUUGAACGCAAGCUUAGUAGUCAUGACUCAAGGUGAGUUUAAUCUAUACUUCUCAAACCGCCUACCUCCUUCCUCUCCGUUAGUCACUUCGAAUUGAAACGUUAUGCUACUUCUGUAACUCUGUAGAUACAUCCUUAGUGUGGUAAUAAAAAACUUUUUUAAUACUUAA
This is a messenger RNA of Nasonia vitripennis (jewel wasp), 3360 nucleotides long. RefSeq names its product apoptosis inhibitor 5 (gene cass). Gene Ontology annotation, molecular function: RNA binding. Gene Ontology annotation, biological process: negative regulation of apoptotic process. Gene Ontology annotation, cellular component: nucleus. Bases 345 to 1964 code for a protein of 539 amino acids. The transcript has 7 exons. Lineage: Eukaryota; Metazoa; Arthropoda; Insecta; Hymenoptera; Pteromalidae. The record is from RefSeq and is a predicted model, not a curated record.